This is a messenger RNA of Saccharomyces kudriavzevii IFO 1802, 900 nucleotides long. It is a transcript of the gene GLD1, whose product is annotated as Gld1p. Bases 1 to 900 code for a protein of 299 amino acids. The transcript has a single exon. The record is from RefSeq and is a predicted model, not a curated record. Lineage: Eukaryota; Fungi; Ascomycota; Saccharomycetes; Saccharomycetales; Saccharomycetaceae.
AUGGACAAUUUUGAAAGUAGUGCUGAAGAGAAUUUAACUUUAGGGAAUAGACGAGUAUAUGAACUACGAAAGAGGAACUUCCAGAGAAAUUUGGUCAAUAAUUUGAGCUACCUAGGUUAUAUCCUGAUAUCAUUGGAAUAUAUUAAGUAUGACCGUACUGUAUGGACGCUGGUUAUAAGAGGAAUGGUACAAUCUCUUAUAAGUUCCCCUUUCCCGAGUGAUGCUAAAUUGCGUCGGCUGGCAACCUUUGAUACUGACCGUAAUACGACGGGAGUUACAAACCUUCCGGGUGGCAGAUCAUUCAGGCUUCCAGGAAUGUUCGGGACAGAAAUUCUUGCCGAUGCCUCUAACGAAGCUGAGCAACAAGAGCAUGACGAUGCCGCUAUUGUAUCCAUAAAAAAGCAAAUUCGAAGGUUUUUAUUCCAUGGCUGUUUAUCGUUGAAUAUGCUCUUUAUUGUUUUGACCAUUUUAUUCCCAAUCGAUUUUUUGGAGCCAUUGGGUGGUCACGAGCCAGUGGGUGAUGGCCCUAAAAAUACUCCCUCACCCUUUUCCAAUUCGAAUGGCCUUCUUUUGGGUGAGAGAAGAGGUGGGCUUUUCUUACAAAUGAUAGGGGAACGAUUACCAAAAAGUAAUUUUUCCGGAAACCUUGGACUAGUAAUGUUCGAAUUUAGCAUACUUAUAGUACAAUUCACAUUAUUUUCAUUAACGUGUGUUGUAUUGGCGGAUUUGGAUUUACAAGAGCCGGAAAAACUGGAUUCUAUGAAAAGUGACGGGUAUGAUGGUUCCGUAGUAGUUGCUCGAAUACCUUUAAAUAAAACUUUGAGUACUGUUCUGGAUGACGGUAGAUAUAUUGAUGAGAAUGCAAAUAGUUUGGGAUACACGCACGGAUUUGAUGGAUAA